This is a messenger RNA of Coniophora puteana RWD-64-598 SS2, 924 nucleotides long. RefSeq names its product proline-specific peptidase. Gene Ontology annotation, biological process: proteolysis. Gene Ontology annotation, molecular function: peptidase activity. The transcript has 2 exons. The coding region runs from base 1 to 924 and encodes 307 amino acids. The record is from RefSeq and is a predicted model, not a curated record. Lineage: Eukaryota; Fungi; Basidiomycota; Agaricomycetes; Boletales; Coniophoraceae.
AUGAUCGCUAUCACCGAAGGCGAGAUCGCCUUUGACGUGCCCAAGUCAGGCAAGGCCUGUAAGACGUGGUACAAGGUCUAUGGCGACUUGUCAGACACCUCUCGUACACCGACCGUCAUCUUGCAUGGCGGACCGGGCGUCCCCCACUGGUAUGUCGAGCCGAUGGCAGAGAUUGCCGAGCGGUACGGCCUCCCCGUCGUCAUCUACGACCAACUUGGCUGUGGCUUAUCUACCCACCUCCCCGAGAAGAAUGGAGACACCGAUUUCUGGACCGUUGAACUGUUCAUUGACGAGCUCCACAACCUCCUUAAUUUCUUCGGAAUCCAUGACAACUACAACGUCCUGGGGCAUUCUUGGGGCGGGAUGCUCGCCGCUUCUUUUGCUGUGCGCAAGCCGAAAGGCCUCAAGAAGCUCAUCUUAUCGUCUGCGCCAGCCAGCAUGCCGGUGAUGAUAGAGAUAUGCAACGAGCUGAGGAAGACGCUUCCGCAGGAUAUCCAAGAUACGCUGGACAAGCACGAGGCGGCUGGUACCACUGACAGCCCGGAAUACAAAGCGGCUUGUGACGAAUUUGACGCUCGUUUUGGAUGCAGGUUGCAGCCAACUCCCGAACUUUUAGUGAGAGCAUUGAAGAGCAUGGAGGAUGAUCCGACCGUUUAUCACACUAUGAACGGACCUUCCGAGUUCCACGUCAUCGGCUCACUGAAGAAUUGGAGCGUAAUCGACGAAAUCCAUAAUAUAGAGGUUCCCACCCUUCUCCUCAAUGGUCGAUACGACGAAGUCCAGGAUAAAGCCAUGGAUCCUUUCUUCCUAAAAAUUAAGCAGGUCAGAUGGUUGCAGUUUUCUAACUCAGCGCACCUUGCACAGCUCGAGGAGACGGACAGAUAUUUGGAGGUUAUAAGUCGUUUCCUACAGACUGAGGUUUAG